This is a messenger RNA of Colletotrichum phormii, 2031 nucleotides long. RefSeq lists its product as uncharacterized. The transcript has a single exon. Bases 70 to 1611 code for a protein of 513 amino acids. NCBI's taxonomy places the organism in Eukaryota, Fungi, Ascomycota, Sordariomycetes, Glomerellales, Glomerellaceae. The record is from RefSeq and is a predicted model, not a curated record.
CCCCACCCUCACCAAGCAAAGAAGCAGCUCCUAACACUGAUCCAUCACAAUCAAAAUAUAUCAAUCAAGAUGCCGCUUCGCGAGACCGACCCAGAUUUCGAAAGUGAGAUCUUCGAAAGAGCAAAGGCAGCUUUAAGCGCAAAGUUUGGGAAUUUCCAAUAUGAUCUCCCGCUACCGCUUCUUCUCGUCGAUGAAUAUGCCGAGAAGCCUCUGUCGUGCCAGGAACCUGUCGAGGAGACGAGCGCAAUCAGCGCCCACAUAUCGGUGCGCAUCCGCGCCUUGUAUGAGCAGCUUGCCGCCGCCUAUGACAAGACCGAGGAUCCGCCAGCCAGCAUCGGUAUCAAGCUCGAAAUUCAACCGCAGAACUUUGACCCAGAGGAGCCACAAUGCCACCAUCGCAGAUAUCACUCGCGCCGCCUGCAACUGCACGACCCCGAGACACUGCCAGAUCUGCCCUUUGUGAACAAGCUGUUCAUCAGGUCAAGGUCGUACGGCGGGGAUGCCGAGCUCGCCACAGACAUACGCCCUCUGUCCCCCCUCGUGCCGCUGCAGUGCCUCGUCCACCUGCCGGCUGCUCAGGACUGGCAUGCAAAAUGGUUGUGGGAGCGACCCGUGCCCGCUUCCGUACCGAGUAGGGUGAUGCGUGAGCACUACACCUGGCCGUGGGAGGGCCCCCUUCGAGACGCCCGCCACGAGUUCGGCGCCGCGAUCAUGGACCAGGAGAAGCACCUCUGCGGGAAGAGUAUCCCCUCCAGUCUGACCAGGGCCGCACUGCACUUUUGGCCAUUCUUCUCGCGCCCCAGGCAUAACCAGACCAUGGCCCGGCCAAACUUGAUCCAUCCUGCAGAAAAAGACCCCGUGUCUGUCGGCCUGUGCAAGCUCGGUGCGCAGCUAAGCCUGUUUGACGUGCGCGCUGUGGUCACUUCAGAUCUGUUCCCUGCACCGGACGAGCCAACUGACCAGCAGUGGUCACAGAUGCGGCGAUUUCGGCUCGAGUUCCACGCCCUCCGACCAGACGGGCGGUGGUACUUUGUCGGCCCUGGUGGCGAGGAUCCGCACGACUCUGAACAAGGAGGGUAUAAGAUCUCCGAUACAGAACACUACCCCCGCGAAACCGAUACGGACGAGGAUAUAGACCACGACGCCGAGUACGACGACAACCCGGAUAACGAGUACGAUUAUACUCUAGAUAUGUUCCGUACUGAGCCUAGUAGGGAGCGGAUAGAGCCCCUGCUUGCCGCGUUUGCUAAGUCUUUGACUCGCGAUAGUAUGCCAAGCCUCGAGGACGCCGAGAUUUUCACGUACGUGUGGUGGUUUCCUUCAGACGACAAAUUCAAGGAGGAAUAUGGUAUGCCGAGAAAAAGAGGCCACAGAUGGGGUGUCAAGUUCAUUGCUGGGCGCGGUAGCAAGAAGCAGAGAAAGGACAGCGAUGCUGCUGCACCAACACCGCCGGUGGUGCAGUGGCAGAUUGGUAACUGGAGACCCAGUGAGGAGGUCAUGAGCUUGUUCGAAAUUCUAGGACGGCAGGAGUGGCUCGAUCUCAAGUGGGAUGAGUACAGAUCUACGGCGGGGCAGGACGUGCUGGGACAUAGCGAGUCUUCACCCAUAUAGUCGGGCGGGCAACGGGAAUCCUUUUCCCAAAGUUUCGAGAACAAGUAGCCUGAUGCCCUUUUAAGAAUGGCCGGCCGAACUGGCGAUGGCAGCAACGGAGGUGGUGGGGACGUAUAUACGCUCAUCAUCGUCGAGGAAGCAUCCCGAGGAGUUUCGCAUAGCAUGGCCAUCUCGACAGAUGUCCAAGGUGAACAGAAUCAGUUGGGAGGUGAUAGCGAAAAGAAAAUAAGUCAAGUUUACACCAAAUCGGAUUUAUACCGGGACUUAUAUCAGAUAGGUACAAGCUACGCUCUGCAAAUAAUUAUUUGUUACUUAAACCACAUAGACCGUUCUUCAGAGACCUUAGAUAGACAGACGAAAAGUUUAAUGUGCGAGGGCCGCAGAAGCCAAAUGUUUUCGCGUAUCCUUGAAAUUAAUAGC